AUGGCUGAAGAAUACAUGUUAUCCCCCAUGAGCGACGGUAAUUCUCAGCCAAACAAACCAGCUCGAGCAUGCGACCGAUGUUACCAGGUCAAGGAGCGAUGUCAGUGGUCUACUCCAAGCAAAUCGUGUGUGCGAUGUCGAAGACUGGACUUCACAUGCACUACUGCUCGCCCCAUUCGGCCUGCUGGUCGUCGGCCGCGAAAAUUCCAGCAUUUGAAAUAUACUGUUCCGGCUUUGACAACAGCGUUAACGCCAAAUCCACCAACCAGUGCUUACGACCACGCGAUUUCGCCUUUUCCCUUUUUAGGGAAUGACUGGAUACCGAUAGAAAACAAGCUCAUCCAUUUCAUGCUGGAUAGCAGUCAAGUUGACAAACUCGACGGUUAUGUACUAACGCCUCGCUUCCAGAAUGAAGAGCGGCGUUGGCUGGUGGACUCGCUAAGGACGUCCUUCCCAACUCUCAAAGAUAUUUAUGUUGCAUGCGCCGGAUCGCUUCUGCAGGUCCUUGAAGGGGAGAACGAAACUGCUGCAUCCUUACGAGACCUGUGUAUCCGACAUGCCUCGGCAGCAGUAACUAAACUGCGUUACCUCUCAGUUACCAAUCGGGAAGAUGCUAUUAUAUGCUUGAAUCUCGGCAUUGGUCUGGCGACAUUCGGAUAUUCGGCGCUUGGGGCCAAUGUAUCUGGCAUCUGUCGGUAUUGCCUCAACUUGAUCAGACCGAUUAUAGAGACAGAACCCUUAUCCAACGCCGAGAUGCAGUCAUUGCUAUACUGUCUCGUGUUUUUUGAGACUAUGGACUGCCUCGCAACUCGACAAGUGCCCACUAUCAAAGUCACUGUGCCGUUCCCUACGAUGGUCGACCGGUUUAUUGGCCUCAGUUACCCCUUGCUUCCAAUAUUCUACGACAUUUGCCUUGUCAGUAAUGAAUUGGCAGGGUAUUUACCGUCUCAAAAUGCCGAGAUAUCCCGGCGCCUGGACAAAAUUGAGACUGCCGCCAUAGAGUGGAUUCCCCCAGUUCCAUCCAACUUCCUCGGUGAAUUCCAGCCAAUGGACGCGGUGCGCAUAUUAGCUCAGGCUCGUGUAUAUCGGCUCCUGGCACUAUUGCUGAUCCACCGGCUGCGCAACCCGUUUGGCCAGAACGACCGGGAGGCUGAGCAUUGGUCUCAGGACAUUAUCAACGAGUUGGAAUUUGCCAAUCGACUAUGCAAUAAUAGACCGGUUCAUUGUGUGUCUAUGCCUUUUUUGGCUGCGGCAGUGGAAGUUACGGAGCCCGCUAUGCGUGUCAAAAUGUUGGAGCUGGUUGACACCUACAUAGACUCCUAUGGCCCUGCAGUCAGAAAGUGGGCUAGAUUUUAUUUGACAGGAAUUUGGCAGGAUCGUGAUCGAGGGCAGCCUACAUGGUGGCUGAGUUCAGACCAAAAGUCGUCCGUAGGGUUUACCAGUCUAUAA
This is a messenger RNA of Talaromyces rugulosus, 1449 nucleotides long. RefSeq lists its product as uncharacterized. The transcript has a single exon. NCBI's taxonomy places the organism in Eukaryota, Fungi, Ascomycota, Eurotiomycetes, Eurotiales, Trichocomaceae. Bases 1 to 1449 code for a protein of 482 amino acids. The record is from RefSeq and is a predicted model, not a curated record. Gene Ontology annotation, molecular function: DNA-binding transcription factor activity, RNA polymerase II-specific; zinc ion binding. Gene Ontology annotation, biological process: regulation of DNA-templated transcription.